Messenger RNA from Coccomyxa subellipsoidea C-169, 1422 nucleotides. RefSeq lists its product as hypothetical. The record is from RefSeq and is a predicted model, not a curated record. The transcript has 10 exons. Gene Ontology annotation, molecular function: phosphoric diester hydrolase activity. Bases 1 to 1422 code for a protein of 473 amino acids. Lineage: Eukaryota; Viridiplantae; Chlorophyta; Trebouxiophyceae; Coccomyxaceae. Gene Ontology annotation, biological process: lipid metabolic process.
AUGAGGAGUCUUACAGUCAUCGUGGUGCUUCUGCACCUGUGCGAUGAUGACGGUCUCUGCACCGAGGUCUGCGAGCGAGGCUCUGUCGAGAUAGACGUGUGGCUCAGCAACGCCAUCAAGACACAGCUUCAACUUGUUCGGCGCCUGCCGUUCUGCCUGGCUGUGCUGCUGGGCACGCACAACAGCGCCAUAACACUGGCAGAUGGCUAUGCCAACCGUGAUGAGUAUUUCCAGCUGUACUUCAAGUGGAUACGCUGGGUGUCCAGCGACUCUACGCUCCGCACAAAUGACCAGUACUUCAGCCUGACAGACCAACUGAACAUGGGGGUGAGGGCGGUGGAGUUGGACACUCACUGGGUGGAGGGGGAGUUGCGCAUUGCACACUGUGGGGGCUUCCAUGCAGCGCCAUUCAAUGUGCUCAUACGCGCCGUGAAUGUGGUCGCCAGCCUGCUGGGGCAUCCCAUUCACUGGGACACUGAGACCGUGGGCUGCAAUCCUUCGCUGUCAUCCAUCCCCGUCACCAUGCAGCGCAGCUUUGCUGAUGCACUGGCCGAGCUGUCCACGUGGCUGGCGCUCCCUGAGAACAAAGAGGAAUUUCUUGUGGUUUUCCUGGACGAUCAGAUGGACCUGCAGACAUGGGGCUUCCUUCCUCAGUUGAUGAAGGAGAUCCAGGAUGGAUUCCCGGCUGGGUCCAUCUACACGCCACCAGAUCAUGCCAAGCAUGGCAAUGUCUUGUGGCCGAGCAUCAACGACCUGUUGCUGGAUGGGAAGCGCGUCAUGUUUGUCAGCGGCGAGGACUAUGGCCCAGCAAUGGCACCAUUGAUCUUCGAGCGCAACAAUGGCACUGUCUGCAAUUGGCAGGAGCCACCUUUGGCGGACUUUGAUGGGACCCCGGAUUGUGUGGCAGACAGACGUCCUCUGUUCCCUGGGGACCGCCACACGCUGACUGGCACCCUGUUCCGAGUGACUACCUGCGAGCUGCUCUAUGGGCCACUGAAUUGCAACUUCAUCUGGAAGUCAGACAACCUGCCAAUACUGGAUGAGCUGUCAUUACCCGCCGUGGCUGCAUGCGGCGUUAACAUGCCCUGCCCAGACCUCCUCACGCCAGAGCGCGCUGCGGCUACCAUCUGGUCAUGGGCCCCUGGGGAGCCCUAUGGCAUUGCUGCUGCACAUGCCCGCCCAACCAUCUGGCAGCGCGCUCUUCAGUGGCUUGCAGUGGCCCUGUCACGGCAUCCAGACUCAUCACAGAGGGAGGCUGGCUACUGGCCCAUGGGGAAAGGGGGAGUUGCUCAGAUGGCUCAGCAUUUGAUGUGCCGCAUCACGCCAAAGAGAAUCUGGCGCUUCAGAGGCUCCUCACGAGAUCAGGGGCUGCGGCAGCGUGGCUACCGCUGCAAGACGGGCGCGUCGCAGCCCAUCAGCUGA